AGCGUGUGAGUAGUUGGCCAAACUUAUAAUGGGCUUACUAAAAGAGGCCAUUCUUAGUGCCCACAGGGCAGAAACAGUUAGAAAAAACCCCCAUCCUUACCUAACGCAACUUACUAAGUCUCUUAAGUUCAAAAAAAUGAGUCACCUGGCCCACAAAUAACUCUAUGACAAGAGAUAAAAUUGAGACCAAUUGGAAAUACAUCUUUAAAAAUUUCAGAUAUAUUUUUUCCUAAUGUUAACUCUAAGAAUUUCAUUAGCAAAAGUGCAUAGUUGCAAAAUAAUUUAUAUUUAUGUUUGGGCUACAAAUAAUUCAAAUCGGCUAAUUUUAAAGCACAACUUUGGUACUUUUUAACCUUCAGAUCUGACAACAUGUUCCUCAGUCCGUGUCACUUUCAACAUGCCUUUGGACAUGAUCGAACGUAUUAUUUCAAAGACUCCCGUCGUGGAUCCCGAAGAAAUUUUUGAAAACUUGACGUGCUUUAAUUUUGCACGCUACUUUCCCACCGAAGAGGCCGCGGACAAAUUUUGCCACAUGGUGGGACUCGUGCCCCAUCUAGAUCUAGCCGGCUUUGUACCGUCGUGCCCAAAGUGCGGAGGCAUGAUGAGAAAAGAGCCGGCACCAGCAGAUAGGUUCGGAUUCGUCUACCGCUGUGAAAAACUACAACAAAAGAAAAAAAUGCGCAGGCGGACUGGUGGCUCUGUCUGGCAGGCUGUUUGCACCGGUACCCUCUCUUGUACUCAUAACACAUUUUUUUCAGAGUUCAGCUCUCAGCUCAACAGGUGCUGA
Molecule: messenger RNA, 787 nt
Organism: Centruroides sculpturatus (bark scorpion)
Lineage: Eukaryota; Metazoa; Arthropoda; Arachnida; Scorpiones; Buthidae
Exons: 3
Coding region: 398-787 (129 amino acids)
Source: RefSeq, a predicted model, not a curated record